Messenger RNA from Aspergillus glaucus CBS 516.65, 2544 nucleotides. RefSeq names its product threonine/serine exporter family protein. The record is from RefSeq and is a predicted model, not a curated record. Gene Ontology annotation, biological process: transmembrane transport. Gene Ontology annotation, molecular function: transmembrane transporter activity. The coding region runs from base 1 to 2544 and encodes 847 amino acids. NCBI's taxonomy places the organism in Eukaryota, Fungi, Ascomycota, Eurotiomycetes, Eurotiales, Aspergillaceae. The transcript has a single exon.
AUGGUUGGAGGAUACUUCGAUCUUCCCGUCGCUGGAUCGUCCCGACGUUCGAGCAUGACCGACGGAUCUGGGGGUGCGAGCAGAUCUUCUCCAUGGCCAGGUCUAUCCCCCUUGCCUACCCCGAAUGAAGAGCAACCGUUGGAUCCCACAGGAGCACGCAGCAGGAAUCGGAAUGCAGGCAUUCUGAAAAGUGCGAACCGCGUUAAGUUUACUGUGAGUGAAUACGGCCUGGACCAGAGACCCGGCAGGUCAGCGUCAGAGACCGCGACGACAUUGCUCCAGAGGCCCAUGCCGACGGCCAGCAUUCCAUCGACGGACAAGGUUUCCGCAGGUGCCCAAUCGCUGCCUCUUGUCGACAUUAGCACAAGCUCCCCAACGCCUGUCAAUGGUAUUACCAUCCACUCACGGGCCAGUUCUCCGAGCGAUGAAACUAGCACAAAAGCUAUCCACUCUGCUCAGGAACGAGCCCAGCGUCUAGCAUCCCUUCUUGGUCGGUCUGGCAAGUCUCCCAAACCUAGUCCUCGGUCGAGCGUACAAUCUUCGAUUGCGUCUACCCCCACUGAAGCUGCAUUGCCGUCGGAGGAUGGGGAUGAUAUUCCCAUGAUCAGCCUUCCCGAAAAGCAAUUCAAAGACUACGACGACUUCUCGGAUGAUGAGCGCGACGCGAUAGGUGGAGGAUCAUCAUCGUCAUCGCAAGCUCAUCGGCUCGUUCAGCGGAUGACUCGACGGGACUUCAGCUUCAUGAACCGUAUCCCCGCACCGUCCUCAGGACUCCGCUCGGGACAGACGAGCCCAGGUGGGGAGCGCGACCCUGACGGCUAUGUCGAACGCCCAAGCCAUUACCGUGGUGGAAUUCUCUCAGCCCUCCUCAAACUCAACGAUCAACGUGACAGCAACCCCCAGUACCAACGAGGUCGAUACAUGCAUUCCCAGCAGGGCAGCACCAGUGAGCUGAGUGCGCGAGGCCUAUCGCCAGACCCGAAUUGGAAGCUUCCACCGCGCCCCAGGAAAUGGUACGAGAAAUCGCCCAACGUGUCGAGUACGUCUCUGUCUGGCUCAACGAUCAAGGAGUCGAUCAGUUCGCCUAUUGCGAUGCUCAAACGCUCGCGGAGCAACAGCGGCAAGCGCAUGGGGAGACCACGAUUGGAGGAGGAGAUUCGCAUUACUGUUCACAUCGCCGAAUUGCUUGCACGUCAGCACUAUGUGAUUCGUCUCUGUCGAGCGUUGAUGAAGUUCGGUGCCCCGACUCACCGUUUGGAGGAGUAUAUGAACAUGACAUGUCGGGUGUUGGAGAUUGAGGCCCAGUUCCUGUAUCUUCCGGGAUGCAUGAUUAUCUCCUUCGAUGAUACAUCGACACACACCACCGAGGUCAAGGUGGUCCGGUCGACACAAGGCGUGGAGUUGGGCAAAUUGGCCGACGUGCACGUUAUCUACAAGGAGGUUAUUCACGAUGUGAUCGGUGUGGAGGAGGCCACUCAGCGGUUGGACGAAAUCAUGAAGCGGAAAGACCAGCACCACGUCUUGUUUCGCGUCUUCAUUCACGGAUGUGCCGCUGCCUUGGUGGGUCCUUUUGCAUUCAAUGCGCGCCCUAUCGACAUGCCCGUCGCGUUUGCCCUUGGAUGCCUUUUGGGAGUGUUACAGCUGGUUCUGGCGCCCCGAUCGGAACUUUAUGCAAACGUAUUUGAAGUCUCUGCCGCUAUCCUGACCUCUUUCCUCGCUCGCGCUUUUGGUAGCAUUCGCUACAAUGGCGAACCACUCUUUUGUUUCUCCGCCUUGGCCCAGUCCUCCAUCGCCCUCAUUCUCCCCGGAUACAUCGUGCUGUGCGCCAGUCUGGAACUGCAGUCGCGCAACAUGGUUGCCGGAUCUGUCCGUCUCGUCUACGCUAUAAUUUACUCUCUUUUCCUCGGUUUUGGUAUUACCAUUGGUACUGCCAUCUACGGUUGUCUCGAUUCCACCGCGUCCACCGACUACACCUGUCCUCCCUCUCCUAUCCCCAACGAAUACCUCCAACGAUUCCCAUUCGUCAUCCUCUUCAGCAUCUGCCUCGCUCUCGUCAACCAGGCGAGAUGGCGCCAGCUCCCUGUAAUGUUAUUCGUCGCCUUCGCAGGCUACGUUGUCAACUAUUUCGCCACGAAACGCUUCGCCACCAACACUCAGGUCGCCAACGCCGUGGGUGCCUUUGUCGUCGGCAUUCUGGCAAACUUGUACAGUCGCCUCCGACACGGCCUCGCCGCAGCUGCCAUGCUCCCCGCCAUCUGGGUCCUCGUUCCCUCCGGUCUAUCCGCGAGCGGAUCCUUGAUUUCCGCAAUUGCAGCGGCCGAGCAGAUGAACUACUCCCCAUCACCAUACGCUGUGGUCAACAACGGUACACAGGGUUUCAUGGACGCAGCUAAGAACAUGACUUCCGCGCAGUCCCGUGGAGUCACAUUCGAUGUUGCGUACGGCAUGGUCCAGGUCGCCAUCGGUUUUACCGUGGGACUGUUCCUUGCGGCUUUGGUGGUCUAUCCUUUUGGAAAGAAGCGGAGCGCACUGUUCGCUUUCUAA